CACUCUCCGCUCAGAGCCGACAACCAGCCGACCCUCAGCCAUGACCUCCUUCUCCAGCCGCAGCAGCCUCAUGUCCUCCUCCUCCUCCUCCUCUUCCCGCCGUGUUGGCAGCAUGGGGGCCGGCAGUGUGUACGGAGGAGCUGGAGGGACGGGAAUCCGUGUCUCCAAGGCCUCCUUCUCCUCCUCCUCCGCCGCCAGUGCUGGCAGCGCUUUCAACCUGUCCGACGCCGUCGACAUCUCAGACAACAAGAAAGUGGCCAUGCAGAACCUCAACGACCGCCUGGCCACCUACCUGGACAAGGUGCGCAGCCUGGAGAGGGCCAACGCCGAGCUGGAGCUGAAGAUCAGACAGUUCCUGGAGAACAAGACCAAACCUGCGUCCCAGGACUGGACCGCGUACUAUGUCCGCAUCAACGACCUGCAGGACCAGAUCAACUCCGCUGCUCGUGGAAACGCCGGCCUUGUCCUCGCCAUCGACAACGCCCGGCUGGCCAGCGACGACUUCAGAGUCAAGUAUGAGCACGAGCUGGCCAUGCGUCAGUCGGUGGAGGCCGACAUCGCCGGGCUGAAGAGAGUCCUGGACGAGCUGACUCUGACAAGAUCCGACCUGGAGAUGCAGAUCGAAGGUCUGAAGGAGGAACUCAUCUUCCUCAAGAAGAACCACGAGGAGGACCUGCUGGCCCUACGGGCCCAGGUGGGAGGCCAGGUCAACGUGGAGGUGGACGCCGCUCCGCAGCAGGACCUGUCCGCUGUCAUGGCUGGAAUCAGAGAACACUACGAGACCGUAGCCACCAAAAACCGCGCAGAGCUGGAGUCCUGGUUCCAGACCAAGUCAGCCGAGCUGAACAGAGAGGUGGCUGUGAGCACCGAGACUCUGCAGACGUCCAAGACUGAGAUCUCAGAGGUCAGACGAACUCUUCAGUCUUUGGAAAUCAAACUGCAGGCUGCAAUCAGCAAGAAAGGAGCUGUGGAGGCGACUCUGGCUGAGACCAAGAGCCGCUACGCCAACAUGCUGACAGGUUACCAGAGGCAGGUGGAGGGUCUGGAGGCACAGCUGUCCCACCUCAGGGCCGACCUGGGUAACCAGAAGGCCAUGUACGCCGAGCUGCUGGACAUCAAGACCAGACUGGAGAUGGAGAUCGCCGAGUACAGGAGGCUGCUGGACGGAGAGAGCACCACCGCCACCACUACUACGAAGACGUCCACCACAACUAAGACCUCCAGGGUGGUGGUGAUAACACAGGAAGUGGACGAGUCUGGAACCGUGAUCAGCAGCAGUUAGAUGCCAAUGGAACCAGAAUCAGAUGCUGUAAAGUGUAAACUGAAUCUGCCUCAGGUUCUUUAAUAAAGACGAAGUCUGACAUUG
This is a messenger RNA of Sander lucioperca (pikeperch), 1366 nucleotides long. RefSeq names its product keratin, type I cytoskeletal 13-like. The coding region runs from base 41 to 1282 and encodes 413 amino acids. The transcript has 7 exons. The record is from RefSeq and is a predicted model, not a curated record. Gene Ontology annotation, molecular function: structural molecule activity. NCBI's taxonomy places the organism in Eukaryota, Metazoa, Chordata, Actinopteri, Perciformes, Percidae.